AUGUCACCGCCAUUCCUAACUUCAUUAUCGAACGAUUUCGGUCAUCUACUCGACGAAGGAGAUGACUAUAAUGUGAUCGUGCACGCGGGUGAAGAACCAAAUGACAGAACAUUUUUAGCACAUUCGGUUGUAUUGCGCGCUAGAUCACCGUAUUUUAGACGUGCGCUAUCCAAAGAAUGGGCUCGUACCGAAAAAAAUGGAAUGAUUGUAUUUAAAAAACCUAAUAUCUCGCACUCGGUUUUUCAGAUUAUUUUAAAAUAUAUGUACACGGGCACAAUUGCGCUUGAUUUUAAAGAAGGAACCGAGCUCUUAAAGCUUUUAGUUGCAGCUGAUGAACUCUUUCUACAAGAACUUCAUGAUCAUGUACAAUCGCAUCUUCUUGAAUGUCGAGAAGUAUGGCUAUGUCACAAUUUCGCUUUAGUCCACCGAACAGUCUUUCAGUUAGAAGCAUCAAAAGAAUUGCAAUCAUUCUUCCGAAUUUCAUCUGCUGACUUUUAUAACCGCGUACGACCAUUCAAAGAGAUCCUUCAAACCGAAUUAUUUGAAGCAAUUGAAAAAUUUCAUUUUAAAGCUGGCAACCAAUUACAAUCAGAUAACCUACUACCUGCUCGUUUCAAAGGAAUAAAAUCCACGAUUAUCGAAGAGAAACAUGCAUCGUUGAUAGCGAGUUGGAUUGAUGGUGGUGAUUCCGUUAGUAGUAAAGACAGCAAUAAAAUUAGUAGGGUCAUCCCAAGGAAUGCGCAUUAUGCUGUUAAUGAUUCACAAGAUCGUGGUCCGUGUUUUGGGGAUGGAGAUCUUUGGAUGAAUGAUAUGUUUAACCAGCCUGAUAGUUGCACAUGCAACAGAGACUCGUACGACCAAAGUAUCGGCGACAUGAAUCGCGAUUCUUGGGAUUCGUGGACACAACGAACUGGUUCAUUCCAGGUUGAAGACUAUGAAGUAUUUCAAGUUGUAAAAAAGCGGCCUCGUUUGUAA
Messenger RNA from Ambispora leptoticha, 975 nucleotides. The record is from the annotation of a GenBank genome assembly. NCBI's taxonomy places the organism in Eukaryota, Fungi, Glomeromycota, Glomeromycetes, Archaeosporales, Ambisporaceae.